Messenger RNA from Dioscorea cayenensis subsp. rotundata (Guinea yam), 1116 nucleotides. RefSeq lists its product as uncharacterized. The record is from RefSeq and is a predicted model, not a curated record. Lineage: Eukaryota; Viridiplantae; Streptophyta; Magnoliopsida; Dioscoreales; Dioscoreaceae. The coding region runs from base 1 to 1116 and encodes 371 amino acids. The transcript is spliced from 8 exons.
AUGUUGUUUACCUGUGAUGACCCAUGUUUAAAUGCACUUACAUUCACUUUGGUUGAUACAAGUGAUUGCAGUAAAGAAGUUGAUGUUUAUUUAAAAAAAAUUGCUAACAAUGAGGAAGGUGUACAGGGUGUAAAGGAAGAAACUGAAAUAGAUGAAAUGACAGUAGGUUUGGUAGAUGUUGACUGUGAGGAGAGUGAGGAGGGUGAGGAAGGUGAGGAAUAUGAUGAGAGUGAAGAGUAUGAGGAGGAAGGAGACCUGGAGGAAGUUCUGUUAGAUGAGGAGGAAGUGGUUAAUACUACUAGAGUUAGGGUAGAAGUAGAAGUAGAGGUAGAAGUUGAUAGUGAUGGUGAUGUGGAGACCGAGUAUGCAAGGUCUGAAGAGUUGCAGUCAUGCUCUUCAACAGAUGAGGAUUACAUGAUCCCUAUAAAGCCUAAGUUUGCAGAAUUUAAUGAGGAAGUGGAUAUGAGGAACCCACAGUUCAAGAUAGGGAUGAAAUUUAGGAGUUUUAAGCAAUUUAAAGAUCCUGUGAAAAAUUAUGGGAUCAAGAACCGUUAUAGCAUGAAAUUUAAGCCCAACGAUAAAAGGAAAUAUUGGAUUGCAAGAAAUUAUUUGGAACAAUUUAGGGCUGAUCCUACAUGGAAGAUUGUUGGAGUAAUACAAGCUAUCAAGACCAACCAAGAAGUUGACAUCACAAGGUUGCAAGCUUACAAGGCAAAAUGCAUUGCCUACAGGCUUAUAGAUGGAGAUGAGGAAUCCCAAAUGAAGAGCUUAUAUGAUUACAGGUUGGAGUUGUUGAAGACUCAUCCUGGUUCAACAGUGAUUGUGUCAUGCACUGAUGAAGGAGUUUUCAAGUCAUUUUAUGUCAGCUUGGCACCACUGAAGACAGGAGUCUAUGGAGGGCAGCUUCUAUGUGCAGUUGGGAUAGAUGGCAAUGAUUGCAUCGAUCCCAUUGCCUGGUCCAUGGUGAGUAAAGAGAACAGGGAAACUUGGAAGGACUUAUUGCAGAAAAUUACCCAAUUGCAGGUGCUGGCCCAAGAUUUAAAUAUCACUAAUAGCAGACAGUGGGUGUUUAUGUCUGAUAGACAAAAGGUAUUGUUCAUUGACAAUGUUCAGUAA